AAGACUGUCAUAUUCAUUGACAGUUUGUGCUUGAGCAUGGCUGGUUGAGUUGCGCACGUUGUUUUUAUUUUUAUAACCUUUCAUAAAUAAUAAUUUCAGCGGUUUAAUAAGUUAUUCUCUAAAAUGGUGAAGCGGAAUGCAAAGACGUCCGUUUCUGAAGAGGAGGGAGAGGCUCCAGUGGUUAAUGAGAACGGGAAGCGGGCUGGUGAGGAUCAAAACAAAGAUGGGGCUAAGCGCAUCCGAACGAAGAGUUUGUAUCGCCAGCCAACAGUGAACGAGUUAAACAGGCUGCAGGAGACCGAGAACUUAUUCAACUCUAAUUUAUUCCGUCUACAAAUCGAUGAAAUCAUCCAGGAAGUCAAAGUCAAAGAGAAAACUGAGAAAAAGUUCCUCCAGUUCUUUAAUGAAUUAAAAACUUAUUUGUUGUCUAUAUCUGAAGAUGGAACGGAGUACGAUUUGUCGGAACAAGCCAUCUGCAAGAAAUUAAAAGUGAAACUGCCUAUAAGUGAAAGGUUGAGUAAAACAAAAUGCAUGUUUACUUUCCACAAAUUCUCCAAUGUUGAAAUCGUUGGGUCAUACGGUUUAGGAUGCUCAAUCAAUUCCAAAUUGAGAGUAGAUUUACAGAUAACAGUGCCUAGUGAGACAUAUACGAAGAAUGAUUCUAUAAACUAUAGAUAUCAUAAGAAAAGGGCAGCUUACUUGGCAUACAUUGCUGCUCAUUUAUCAAAAUAUGAACCAAUUGAAGAGUUACAAUAUUCAUACAUCAGCAUGUCCGAAUCAAAGCCCGUUCUAGACUUCAAACCGAAAGGCAAACUUGGCAAUCAGUUAUCAGUCCGCAUACACUUAGCAUGUGAAAGUGAUGCAUACAAACUACACAGAUUCAGUCCAGAACGCAAUAACUUGAGAGAAGCAUGGUUGUUAAAUGAGAAUACAGAUAAUAAUACCGAAGUUGGUCCACCAACUCCGUACUACAACAGCAGUGUGUUAACAGACCUAACCACAUCGGUUAAUCAAGAAUUUUUGAAUGAAAUCUUAUUAAAAAGUGAUAAUUUGAAGCAAGCAAUUACUUUGCUUAAGAUUUGGUUGCGGCAAAGAGAUCUGAAAGUCUCCGGACAUGUUGUGUCUCUGUUGGUGGCAUAUUUCGUACAGGCAAAGAGAAUAAACAAUAUUAUGAGCAGUUAUCAAAUUGUAAGAAAUAUUUGGAUAGCACUCAAAACAUCAGAACUGGACACGAAAGGCAUUUCUCUCCACAAAACGCAGGAGAAAGAUACAUGUCCCUCACUGGAAGUAUUCCACAAACACUUCCCCGUGGUGUUCAUAGAUAAGACGGGGUACUACAACAUUUGUUGGCAGAUGUGUAAGGGGACCUAUGCUGCGUUGAAGAGGGAGAGUGCCUUAGCCGUAGACAUGCUGGAUAACGGGAAGAUUAAUAGUUUCAUACCACUGUUUAUGACUCCAGUGAAGCCUUUGUUGCAGUUUGAUCAUAUAUUGAGGUUCAAAAACUUCAAUCAGAUCAAAAAGACAAUAGUUGGGAAGGCACCUAAAGAAGAAAAGGUUAACUAUGGAGUUGAGGAACUGCCUCUAGUCAUUGAUGCUGUAUACUCCCUGCUGGUGAAAGGUUUGGGCAACAGAGCCGAUCUGAUACAGCAAUUGGUUGAGGCUGACUUCUCCUGGCCUGUUAAGAAGACUUUGGAGACAGCUAGGAGUGGGUUUGAAGAAAAGCUCUCCUUUGGGUUAGUACUGAACCCAGAAAAUUCUAUGAAUGUGGUGGAGAAGGGACCACCUGCUAACUUACCUGAAGCAGAACAGUUCAGAGCGUUUUGGGGAGACAAAUCAGAGUUGCGUCGCUUCCAGGACGGGUCCAUUACCGAGACAUGUGUGUGGGAGGGAGAGACUAUGGCCGAGAGACGCACCGUCACCACACAGAUUGUAAACUAUCUCAUGAAGCUCAAGUUUGAAAUAAACCCUACCGAGCUAUACCACGUAUGUGACCAGUUAUCCAGCGUCAUAGCUCGCAAGCAGUGGUCCCGCGGCAGCAGUGUCCUGCAGGUGGAGGAGACGUCCCUCACGGUGCUGCAGACCUUCGACUCCCUGCGCCGCGACCUCAGGCAGCUCGUCGAACUGCCGCUCGAUAUCAGUGCUGUGUAUGGAGUGUCCCCAGUGUUCAGUUACACGGACCCGGUGGGCCCGGUGCCCCGCGGGCCCCCGGUCCGGCCCUGGCAGCGCGCCAGUACUUGUCUGGUGAAGGACGUGCAGAGAGACGGCCUACACACACUGCCUGACUACGUCCCUGUCUGCAAAGUUGUUAUUGAACUCGGUCACAGCGGAAAAUGGCCAGGUGACAUUCACGCAUUCAGAUGUCUAAAGGCAGCCUUCCACCUGCAACUAGCCGAGCGACUGAACAAACAAUAUGGCAACGCCUGCCAGGCAUACAACACGCAUGUCGAUGUCCUACGGGACGGGAUCACCUUCCGACUAGAGAUCUCCCACCCGAAGGAGAUCACAUUGCUGAGGAAAGAGAUUGAGAAUGGAGUCGCCAAGUUUAGAGAUACGGAGGAGAGUUUGCAGUUACAGUGUGAUACUGUGCUGUUGCCGCGACUUAGGGGAGCGUUGCAUGGUCUACACCAGAAGCACCCAUCAUUCGGUGCUACAGUCUGCCUAUUCAAGCGUUGGCUAUCGGCCCACCUACUGUCUCCCCCCCACUUCCCCGCGGUAGUGGCGGAGCUGCUAGUGUCGGCGGUGUACCUGCAGCCUGCGCCGGCGCAGCCCCCGGCCACGCCCACGCUGGGGCUGUACAGGGCGAUGCGACUGUUGGUGGACUUUGAUUGGACGAGGGACUUGUUGGUGCUGGACUUUAAUGAGGAUAUGUCGCGUGAAGAAAUAAUGGAAAUAGAAAAGAAACUCAAUGAAGUAGACAUAUCGUCCCGUCCGGCGAUGCGUAUAGUGACGUCAUACGACGGGGCCCAGGCGGGGGCCUGGAGCCGCGCGGGGCCCGACAGUAGGGUCCUGGCACGGACCAAGGCACUGGCCAGGAGUGCACUGGAUUAUAUGGACAAGAAGUUCUCGGAAUGUGCUGAUAAUGUGCUGAACAUGUUCGUCCCGUCGUACGCGGGCUACAACGUCCUCAUCCACGUGCACCGCUCGUUGGUCCCCCACUGCUGGGAGCGCGUGGACUCGGUCCCCGCACUGCGGCCGGUGGCCGAGACAUUCGCGGAGGACGUCAUACCGGCUGUGGAGUUCAACCCUGUCGACAGGUUCUUGGAGGAGUUACGGAGUGCGUACGGCGAGUUCGCGUUGUUCUUCCACGACGCGUACGGCGGCGAGGUGAUCGCAGUGCUGUGGAAACCUGACGUCUACGAGGACAAGGAGUUUCAGUUGACAAACGCAAAUGCGCUCAAGCCAGUUACGGCGAAGGGCGAGACCAAAUACAGAGUGAACAUAGAAGCCAUAGUCGAAGACUUCAGGAUACUGGGCGCCGGCCUCGUCAGAGAUAUCACUGUUAACACAUAGCUUGUAAAUAAUGUAAUAUUAUGUAGGAAUAAAUGUAUAUUUUAAGUUAAAA
This is a messenger RNA of Spodoptera frugiperda (fall armyworm), 3562 nucleotides long. RefSeq names its product nucleolar protein 6 (gene Mat89Ba). NCBI's taxonomy places the organism in Eukaryota, Metazoa, Arthropoda, Insecta, Lepidoptera, Noctuidae. The record is from RefSeq and is a predicted model, not a curated record. Gene Ontology annotation, biological process: rRNA processing; tRNA export from nucleus. Bases 124 to 3510 code for a protein of 1128 amino acids. The transcript is spliced from 14 exons. Gene Ontology annotation, cellular component: CURI complex; UTP-C complex; small-subunit processome.